This is a messenger RNA of Saprolegnia parasitica CBS 223.65, 1899 nucleotides long. RefSeq lists its product as hypothetical. The transcript is spliced from 3 exons. Lineage: Eukaryota; Oomycota; Saprolegniomycetes; Saprolegniales; Saprolegniaceae. The record is from RefSeq and is a predicted model, not a curated record. The coding region runs from base 31 to 1899 and encodes 622 amino acids.
CACAACGCGACGACGCGUAAAGAGAUCAGAAUGCUGCCGCUGACGCCGGAUGGUCCCACGUCGUACGGUGUCCGUGUCAAGCCACCGAGUGCGCGCUUGGCAACGCUUAUGCGGCAGUUGGACCUACUCCUCGGUCUUGUCGUCGUUUUACUUGUUGCGAUCGACACCGUCACCAACAACUGGGCCCUCAACGACUAUAUCGGUGACGCAUACGCGUUCUUGACACCCAUCGCGGCGGUCUCGCACGCGGUGGAUCUCGAGGCCCAGUACAGCUUUCCAAGCACGAGUGGAUUGGACGACUUGUCCAAAAUCGGGUUUUGGAUGGUCAACUACACCGUGCACGCGAUGGUGACCAAGAGCUCGGAUCUCUACUUCAUCUCGGUCGGGUCGUUUCCGCUCUCGACUAGCAUCGACCAGUGCGAGCUUCUAGUGGCCACGUACCCCUUUGACAUUGCUGCGUCGUCGACCGCAUACCUCGGUGUCGCUUCCAACACGGUGACGUACUACAAGGGCAGUGCGCUCUCCCACCUCUUCACAACCGAGAUGAUGGCCAAUGCGAGUAUGCAAGACGAUGUGCUUCAGAGCCUCGGGUACGCACCGGGUCGCACGGGCACCGACCUGCGUCUCACCACUGGUAUUCCGAUCGCCAACCAUUCGCGCCUCCAGCCGUCCCGCAUUGAUUUUUUCAAGCUGUUUCCAAAGAGCUUUUGUACCGGGUGCAGUCCAGUUCCAGAGCUCGGAUUUGGCCAUUGUCGCGCGACCAUGCUGUACGACGACAUGGCCAAGACGCUCCAGAUUGUCAGCAGCGUCAACGACGUCGGGUCCGUCUACAAGGUCGGCUUGUUGUUGCCGCAGUCGGCGUUUUCGUCGGCGUCCCAUUACAUCAAAGCCAUGGCGAUCGUGUUUGCAGUCGGCGGGUAUCUGGCGAGCCGUCGCACCGUCCAAUGGGCCGAUUUCGAUAGUUCCAAAAUCGACUCGAUUGUGGCCAAGAUGUUGCGGACCGUGUCACCCAAGUACUUUCCGUACCCGAGUUUGGCGCUCCGCUUCGACAUGUUUUGCUACAAUUCCGACUUGUUUGUCUUUUUGUUUGCGGCCGGCGUGCUUCUCGACAUGGGCAACUGCCUCUAUUUUCUGCGCGUCAUGAAUGUGUACAACUCGGACGCGCCGUCGUUUGGGUACAUGCUACAAACGUAUGCACUCACGAUGCGUUUUCUGUGGAUCAACUGCGCGGUCCUCAAGCUGCUCAAGAUCGUCUGGAACCUUGUUUCGACCGCGUCGUACAAUGGCGAAAGCUCGAUCAUGGGGUACCUCAAUUUUACAAGUGUCACGUCGCUGUAUGCAAGUGCCAUUAUGCUCGCGUACGUCCCGCCGUACAUUGAGUACACCAACAGCGUCAGCCAUGACCUCAACCAGAAGAUUCAGAGCCUCGAUGCUAUCCAUGUCAUCGCGUUUGAGAGCUUUUACCUCCGCGCCGUGCCCGCGGUCACGGUGCUCUUUGCCGUCAACCUCGGCGUUAUCUUGGCGGCCGACCACCUUUUCUACUACAAGUCGUGGCAGCUCCUGGCCAAGAAUUCGCUCGCGCGCCAAGCUCUCUUCAACAGCAGCUCCAUCUUGUGCGACUACCUCAGCGGCAUCGAGCCCGAUCAUGGCGCCGACAGCAAGGGCUCGCUGCUCGUCUGCAAGGCGCGUCGCCUCAGGAAAGAAAAAACGCAUCAAACCUUGGUGCUCUCGUCGGCCACGACGGCCACCGGCUCGGAAGAUUCGACAAGAGUCAACAAGUGCAUGGUGGUGCAAGACGGCGACCGUAACGUGCACUUGCUCGACGCGCAGUUCGCGGAUGUCACGCCCCUCGUGUACAAUAUCAAAAUCCUCAAGGACACGACCGUCGUGCUGCACUAG